CCGCGCGCCCGUCAACCGGAGGCAAAUAGGCUACUGCUCGGAACUACUUUUCUUUGGAUGUUGAGUGAAGAUCCUUGUCUCCGUGGACUCGGUCGGUCAGCUUUUCCCGAUAUUCCUGAGAAAUGCCCGUGUUUACACGGUGCCACAGAUUGACUCCAGUGCACUGAAUCUCUCAUCUUCUCACCAUGACCUUCUUCAGCUCUUUAUUUGCCCUCCUCUUCAUCAGCAGGUUUCUGGAAAACUCUCUUCUCAGCGCUGAGGUGAAAGAGGGAGAGAUUCUUCCUCCGACCAUCCAGAAGCUGAUGAAAGGAUACAACAAAUACCUCCGGCCUUUCUUUGACAAUGGUCCUGUCACGGUGGGCAUGAGUUUAGACAUCGCCAGUAUUGAUACCAUUUCUGAGAUCAACAUGGACUACACGGCUACGAUCUUCCUCCGUCAGCGCUGGACGGACGAGAGGCUCGUGUUUAAAGGUAAUAAGAGCUUGAGUCUGGACGGGCGACUGGUGGAGCUGCUGUGGGUCCCAGACACCUUCAUAGUCGACUCCAAGAAGUCCUUCCUCCACGACAUCACUGUGGAGAACCGACUGAUCCGGAUCUUUCCCAACGGGACGGUUCUCUAUGCGCUCCGGAUCACCACGACUGUGGCCUGUAAUAUGGAUCUGACCAAAUAUCCCAUGGACAAACAGACGUGCACCUUACAACUGGAGAGCUGGGGUUAUAACAUCAAUGAUGUGAUGUUUUACUGGACUCGUGGGAAUGACUCUGUGAGCGGUUUGGACACGCUGAAACUGGCUCAGUUCACCGUAGAAGAUCAUUACACCUCAGUGUCUGAGGCCGUAUAUGAGACGGGCAAUUAUCCCAAGCUGAUCUUUCAUUUCGAGCUGAAGAGGAGCAUCCUGUACUUCAUCCUGGAGACGUACGUGCCGUCCAGCCUGCUGGUGGUGCUGUCCUGGGUCUCUUUCUGGAUCAGCCAAUCAUCCGUCCCUGCUCGCAUCUGCAUUGGCGUGACGACCGUCCUGACAAUGACCACGCUGAUGAUGGGCGCACGGACAUCUCUGCCCAAUGCCAACUGCUUCAUCAAGGCCAUUGAUGUGUACCUGGGCAUCUGCUUCAGCUUCAUCUUCGGAGCGCUGAUAGAGUACGCUGUGGCCCACUUCUGCACGCUACAGCACCCUGACUACAACAACGCACUCAUGUGUGGUCAUCACAUGCAUGUGUGCGAGGAGGAGAUGAACGGCAUUGUCACCACCAUCGCCAGUGAUUCUUCGCGGCUAAAGCGGCGCAAAGACGCUCCAGUACCCAAGCCCACCGCUGCUGGAGAGCCUGGCCUCACACCCUCCAGCCCGACCACCAGUGAACCCAAGACCGCAGAGGUCCCAUCGGAGCUCUUUAGCCGUUGUGCCAAAAACAUCUCUGUCCUGAGGAAGAUCCUGAGAUCCAUCAACUGCUGUCAUGUGAAAAACCCACAUUAUAUAGACAACUACUCGCGGUUAACCUUCCCACUGUCGUUUAUCAUCGUUAAUCUGCUAUACUGGACAUACUACCUGUACUUUUAACCAGAGCAUCAUGCUGAAUCAUUUCUGUGUGUUCGUAAGUAUGAUAGCAUAGGCAAGUGUGUAUGAAAGACCAGUAGAGACUCAACAGAGAAGGAGAAUAAUUAGGGUUGCACCGAUACUACAUUUUUCAGCAGAUACCAAUAAACCAAUUAUACAGAAUGAUGUUUGCCAUUAUGAAUGCUAAUUAUUCAGAAUGAAAUUUGCUGAUACCGGUAACAGAUAAUUCAGAAUGAUAUCUCUCAGUAUCGAUUAUUCAAAAUGAUAUCUGCAGAUACCAAUAGUCAGUUAUUCAGAAUGAUAUGUGCCAAUACAGAAUAUUUAGAAUUAUAUCUGCUGAUACUAAUAUCCGAUUAUAUAGAGUGAUAUCUGCAGAUACCAAUAGCUGAUUAUUCAGAAUGAUAUCUGCCAGUACGAUAAAAAUAAUAAUAAUAGUCAAUUAUAUAGAUUAAUAUCUGCUGAUACUAAUAUCCGAUUAUAUAGAAUGAUAUCUGCCGAUACCAAUAGUCAGUUAUUCAGAAUGAUGUCUGCCAAUACGAUUAUUUAGAAUGAUUUAUGCUGAUACAGAUAGCUGAUUAUUUAGAAUUAUAUCUGCUGAUACCAAUAUACGAUUAUGCUGUAUAGAAUGAUAUAUGCUGAUACCAAUAGCCGAUUAUUCAGAAUAAUAUAUGCCAGUACCAAUACAAAUACUGAUAGUCAAUUAUUCCAAAUGAUAUCUCCCAAUAAUGAUAGCCGAUUUUUCCGAAUGAUUUCUGCAGAUACCGAUAGCUUAUUAUUCAGAAUAAUAUCUACCAAUACUGAUACUUAUCAGUCGAUUAUUCAGAAUGAUAUCUACCAAUAAAGAUACUAAUACAAAUAGCUUAUUUUUCAGAAUGAUAUCUGCCAAUACAGAUACUAAUACUGAUACUUAUCAGCCGAUUAUUCAGAAUGAUAUCUACCAAUACAGAUACUAAUACAAAUAUCUUAUUUUUCAGAAUGAUAUCUGCCAAUACAGACACUAAUACAGAUAGCCGAUUAUUCAGAAUGAUAUCUGCCGAUACCAAUACAAAUACUGAUAUGGACAGCCGAUUAUUCAGAAUAAUUCCAAUACUAUAGAUCUUUAGUCAGCUUUUGUGUUUUAAUCUCCAUUACUAAAUUUUUCAUUUACUAAACACUUACAAUGGCAGUAAACAGUGCACCAUUUAAAAGCUUAAAUGUCAACUUUUUUAAUUACUCCGUUAAUCCCUAUUAUUAUUUGUCAUUCUUGCAAAUUUAGCAACAUAAUCCCCAUGAGUCGCUUUUUCUGUAUGGAAAAAGUCCAUAUGUUUUUUUUUGGAAAGUCGGUGUAUUUACCAGUUUUGAUGUGCAACAGAUGCUGUUGACAAAGAUUAAUUUACAUUGAACAUAGCGAGGAGACAUGUUCAGUAUUCAUGAUGUCCCAUAUAUGAAUCUCACUGAUAGCGUCAGCAUCAGGUUGGAAGUUUGUUGUGGCUGAUGAUGGCUAUUCAACCCUGGAUCUCAACAAUGGCUCCCAUGAUUAAAUGUUCUAGAUAACUAAACAUAUACUGAGGAAAAUUCAUCACUGAAUUUUAACGUCAGAUUACUGGAAAUAUGUAUUUGACUUCACAUUUGGCUGAGGAUGAGCAGACUACAUUUUAACAUCAACAUGAAAUUGAAAUUCAGCCAACGUUUCCAUUGAAAUCAUCUAGGCUGUGGAUGAUUUUUGGACUACUGGAUUAUGUUAAUCUAAAGCAUUAGUCAAGUAUUUAGUUGUUUUAGGCUGCUGUUCUAGCUAAUAUAGCCUUUCUCAAAUAUUGUUUAUAGUUAACAUUUAAUGCUGGUAAAUUUUAAUAUAAUAGAGGUUACAGCAAAAAUAGCAAAUAAUGAUGGAUUUGA
This is a messenger RNA of Carassius carassius (crucian carp), 3428 nucleotides long. RefSeq names its product gamma-aminobutyric acid receptor subunit pi-like. Lineage: Eukaryota; Metazoa; Chordata; Actinopteri; Cypriniformes; Cyprinidae. The coding region runs from base 186 to 1556 and encodes 456 amino acids. Gene Ontology annotation, cellular component: GABA-A receptor complex; neuron projection; synapse. Gene Ontology annotation, biological process: regulation of membrane potential; chemical synaptic transmission; signal transduction. The transcript has 10 exons. The record is from RefSeq and is a predicted model, not a curated record. Gene Ontology annotation, molecular function: neurotransmitter receptor activity; extracellular ligand-gated monoatomic ion channel activity; GABA-A receptor activity.